Molecule: messenger RNA, 899 nt
Organism: Solanum tuberosum (potato)
Lineage: Eukaryota; Viridiplantae; Streptophyta; Magnoliopsida; Solanales; Solanaceae
Product: beta-carotene isomerase D27, chloroplastic
Exons: 7
Coding region: 2-799 (265 amino acids)
Biological process (GO): strigolactone biosynthetic process
Cellular component (GO): plastid
Molecular function (GO): cis-trans isomerase activity; iron ion binding
Source: RefSeq, a predicted model, not a curated record
UAUGGAGGCAAAUCUUGUUCUAUCUUACCAAAGCUUUUCAAAAGUUUCCAUGAGAAAUAUAAAGAUCAAUACAUAUUAUAAGUACAAUAAGUUAGCAUAUCCAUCAACAUGUUGUGUGUUAACAAAACCACCUCACAAUAAUCAUAGUAGUAAUUAUCAUGUUUAUAAAGAUAAUUGGUUUGAUCAUCUUGCUAUUAAUCAUCUCUCUCAAAGUAUACAAGCUACCACAGGAUUAAGAAACAAGAAGAGUGGCUAUGAAGGCUUUGUGGAGGCUGCAAGGGUGGUGUAUGUGAACUUUAAUUCAACACAUCAAACAAAUCUUGUUAUUGAAUCUCUUCAAAGGGCAUUCCCUAAGCCUAUUCUUUCCCUGGUGAAGAUGCUACUACCGGAAUCUAAGUGGGCGAGGGAGUAUUGCGCUAUUUUCACCACGAUCUUCUUCCCUUGGCUAGUGGGACCUUGUGAGGUGAAAGAGUCUGAGUUUAACGGGAGAAAAGAGAACAAUGUGGUCCACAUAAAAAAAUGCAGGUUUUUGGAGGAAACAAAUUGUGUGGGAAUGUGCACUAAUCUUUGUAAGAUGCCUUCUCAAUUAUUCAUCAAGGAUACAUUAGGAAUGUCAGUGAACAUGGUGCCAAACUUUGAUGAUAUGAGCUGUGAAAUGAUAUUUGGGCAGGAUCCUCCUCCACCAGAUACAGAUCCAGCAUUUAUGCAACCUUGCUACAAACUAUGCAAAUUAAACAAUAAACACCAAACAGAUUGCAACAGCCAAAUGAAGAAGAAAGAUCAUCUGGAGAUUUCAUAACGCGUCGUGUUCAUAUAUCCUUUCGAUUUGAAAGAUGAAAUACUCUUUAACAUUAUGAGCAUAUGUUAAAAGCAUUGGUAAUUUUAAAAGAGGUGUAAAU